AUGACCGCCCCUUCGACCAUCCACCAGAAGUUCCUGUCCUCGCCCGCAGACCUCGGCGUCGUCGCCGUUGGCUUCUCUGGAGGGCAGUGCAAGGAAGGCGUCGACGCAGCACCCGAUGCCCUCUUCCGCGCCGGACUAUUGGAACAGAUCGAUGAAGAGCUGGGAUACAACCUGCACGGUGACAAGGAGGUCCACAACUACAAUGAGAUGCGGCAAGCGUCGGACGAGCCUCACCGCGGCAUGAAGAACCCUCGUUCGGUCAGCGCAGUCACCCAGACAUUGGCCGACCAAGUCUACAACCAGGCCAAGCACGGCCGUAUGGUGCUGACCUUGGGUGGUGACCACUCGAUUGCUGUCGGAACUAUCGCAGGCUCUUCCAAGGCCAUCCGCGAACGAUUGGGCAAAGAAAUUGCAGUCAUCUGGGUUGACGCCCACGCCGAUAUUAAUACCCCCGAGACGUCAGACAGCGGCAACAUCCAUGGCAUGCCGGUCGCCUUCCUCACCGGACUCGCCAAGGGUGAUCGCGAGGAUGUAUUUGGCUGGCUAGAUCGAGAUUUCAAGGACAAGCCUGCGCUUUCUGUCUCGAAACUUGUUUACAUUGGGCUACGGGACGUCGACCGCGGCGAAAAGCGGAUUCUCCGCGAGAAUGGCAUCAAGGCUUUCAGCAUGCAUGACGUUGACCGACAUGGUAUCGGUAGAGUGGUCGAGAUGGCCCUUGCCCAUAUUGGCACCGAUACACCUAUCCAUCUCAGCUUCGAUGUGGAUGCGCUAGAUCCCCAAUGGGCUCCCAGCACAGGCACUCCGGUCAGAGGCGGCUUGACCCUGCGUGAGGGCGACUAUAUUGCGGAAUGCGUGCAUGAGACCGGCCAGCUGGUGGCCAUGGACCUGGUUGAGGUCAACCCAAGCCUCGAGGUCGCUGGGGCCUCAGAGACGGUCAGAGCGGGUGUCAGUCUGGUUCGCUGUGCUCUGGGUGAUACGUUGCUAUGA
Messenger RNA from Cyphellophora europaea CBS 101466, 987 nucleotides. Its product is annotated as arginase. Gene Ontology annotation, cellular component: cytosol; nucleus; cytoplasm. Lineage: Eukaryota; Fungi; Ascomycota; Eurotiomycetes; Chaetothyriales; Cyphellophoraceae. The transcript has a single exon. Bases 1 to 987 code for a protein of 328 amino acids. The record is from RefSeq and is a predicted model, not a curated record. Gene Ontology annotation, molecular function: arginase activity; manganese ion binding.